UGAUUUUAUUAAUUUCUUGUUAACACAAAUACUACUCUUUAAAAUGCAAAAUUAUACACACAUCGGCCCUGUUGAUUGCGACAAGCCCUUCAACGUCAAGAAUCUUAAGGGCAAAACCGCAAUUGUAACCGGAGGGGCCAACGGUCUUGGUGAAGCUUAUAUUCGCGCCCUUGUUGCUGCAGGAGCAAAUGUCUGCAUUGGCGAUCCUGACGUGGAAAAGGGAAGCAGGCUAGAAGAAGAACUCCCUGGAACCAAGUUUAUUCCCUGCGAUGUCUCCAAAUGGGACGACCAACUCCGUCUCUUCCGCGAAGCAGCCUCCUCCUCUCCGACAGGAAAGAUAUCCUACGUCGUCGCCAAUGCAGGGAUCCACCGCCAAGACGAAAUCUUCCUAAACUCUGGCGAUGACCAAGAACUAGACGAGCCCAAUCUAGCCACUAUCGACGUGAACAUCAGAGGAACCCUCUAUACGACGAAACUAGCCACACAUUACUUCAUCAAACAGAACGGACAAAAGCCGUCGUCUGAACAAGAGGAUACGUGCUUGGUUCUGAUCGGCUCGGGGGCAGCAUUUCUGGACUGUCCGCGGGCUCCUCAGUACUGUGCGAGCAAAUGGGCUAUGCGGGGGAUUAUGCACUCGUUGAGGAGGACGGCUUUUUACUAUGGCAGUCGGGUGAAUGUCAUAUCUCCAUGGUAUGUCAAAACAAACAUUCUGUCCGACGAGGCUUUCGCGCACGUUUCCAGUGUCGGAGUACAGUUUGCCGAGGCGGAAGACGCAGGUCAAUGCCUACUGAUGAUCCUCAGCGACACAAGUAUCAAUGGACAUGCGAUCUUUGUCUCUGGAAGAAAAUGGGCUAGCAAAGGGUAUAUGGAUUUGGAUCUGGAUGAUCAUUUGGGCAAUUCAAUACUGAAUGAGAUCCAAGAGGACCAGGUGAAGUCGGCACCUGUUUCUCUGGGGUUGUUUGUGUAGAAUAGUGUAAUGUUCUUGGAUAAUGCUUAAUUAUACGAGGGGCUUACCAGCCCACUAGUUCGAUUGGGUA
Messenger RNA from Aspergillus ruber CBS 135680, 1037 nucleotides. Its product is annotated as putative short chain dehydrogenase/reductase. The transcript is spliced from 5 exons. Gene Ontology annotation, molecular function: oxidoreductase activity. NCBI's taxonomy places the organism in Eukaryota, Fungi, Ascomycota, Eurotiomycetes, Eurotiales, Aspergillaceae. Bases 44 to 967 code for a protein of 307 amino acids. The record is from RefSeq and is a predicted model, not a curated record.